AUGCCUUAUUUGACCAAACCUCUGAUUUUGCUUCUGUGUCUGGUUCUUACCGGCGAAUGCCGUAAGCACGGCCACCGGGUGCGGAGAUGGACCGGUACCGUGGAGACCCAGAAGCCUUCCCAUAGCUCCUUGGCAAAGAAGCCUCCAGAUGUGACCAAGUCUCGCAAAACAAAGACGGAGCAGCUGCUCAAAGUGGACGAUCAUGACUUCACCAUGAGGCCGGCAUUUGGAGGGCCUGCCAUCCCUGUCGGAGUGGACGUUCAGGUGGAGAGCUUGGACAGCAUCUCUGAGGUUGAUAUGGACUUCACCAUGACUCUGUACCUGAGGCACUACUGGAAGGACGAGCGCCUGUCGUUCACCAGCAGCACCAACAAGAGCAUGACGUUUGAUGGGCGCCUGGUGAAGAAGAUCUGGGUCCCCGAUGUCUUCUUCGUCCACUCGAAGAGGUCCUUCAUCCACGACACCACCACCGAUAACAUCAUGCUGCGUGUCUUUCCUGAUGGACAUGUCCUCUACAGCUUGAGAGUGACCGUGACGGCAGCCUGUAACAUGGACUUCAGCCGCUUCCCUCUGGAUUCUCAGACCUGCUCACUGGAACUCGAGAGCUACGCUUACACCGAUGAAGACCUGAUGCUGUACUGGAAAAGUGGCGACGAGUCUCUCAGCACUGAUGAUCGCAUCUCCCUGUCACAGUUCCUCAUCCAGAAGUUCCACACCACGUCUCGCUUGGCCUUCUACAGCAGCACAGGCUGGUACAAUCGUCUCUACAUCAACUUCACGCUGCGACGCCACAUCUUCUUCUUCCUGCUGCAGACGUACUUUCCCGCCACGCUUAUGGUGAUGCUUUCGUGGGUGUCAUUCUGGAUCGACCGCCGGGCUGUGCCGGCCAGAGUGUCCCUGGGCAUCACCACAGUGCUGACCAUGUCCACCAUCAUCACCGGAGUGAAUGCGUCCAUGCCCAGGGUGUCCUACAUCAAGGCCGUGGACAUUUACCUGUGGGUCAGCUUCGUCUUUGUCUUCUUGUCCGUGUUGGAGUACGCCGCCGUCAACUACCUGUCUACCGUCCAGGACCGCCGGGAGCGUAAGAUGCGUGAGCGGGCAAGGUCUCAGUCACUGCCCUGCACCUGCGGGAUCUCCCAGACGCGAACCAUGACCAUGUUGGAUGGCACCUACAGCGAGGCUGACACCAACAGCCUGGCCGGCUACACUGAGGAGCCAAUGGUGCCAGAGGAGGAGCAGGAAGAGCUGCACGAGGUUCUGGAGAAGCCCGAACACAUGGUGGUCCAUCUGUCAGUGAGCAGCGAGUCCACCACCACCAAGAAGAAGAAGAGCAUGCGUGCCCUCAACAUCAUCCAGAACACGCACGCCAUUGACAAAUACUCCCGGAUGAUUUUCCCCGGUUCAUACAUCUUUUUCAACCUUAUCUACUGGUCCGUGUACUGCUGA
This is a messenger RNA of Anoplopoma fimbria (sablefish), 1446 nucleotides long. RefSeq names its product gamma-aminobutyric acid type A receptor subunit rho2a (gene gabrr2a). The record is from RefSeq and is a predicted model, not a curated record. The transcript has 9 exons. Gene Ontology annotation, biological process: regulation of membrane potential; monoatomic ion transmembrane transport; signal transduction. The coding region runs from base 1 to 1446 and encodes 481 amino acids. NCBI's taxonomy places the organism in Eukaryota, Metazoa, Chordata, Actinopteri, Perciformes, Anoplopomatidae. Gene Ontology annotation, cellular component: GABA-A receptor complex; neuron projection; synapse. Gene Ontology annotation, molecular function: extracellular ligand-gated monoatomic ion channel activity; neurotransmitter receptor activity; GABA-A receptor activity.